AUGACAAUUAAUCCAGGUGUCAAGGCUCUUCUCAGCUGGGUCAACAGCUUAAACCUGGCAGACAGAAAGAUUCAUGUGGAUGAUUUACAAGAUGGGACACUCUUACUUAAAGUUGUUUAUAUGCUGAAAAAGGACCCCAACCCUUGUUUCAGUAAUUGCACAGAGGAUCGGUUCAAGGUCAUUGCUGACUUCGUAGAAAGGGAUUGCAGAUUUAAUGCAGCGAAAGGCGCUUCAUUAUCCUGGAGCAACAUAAGAGAUGGCAUCAACCUAACCGUGGAAAUUGCAAAGGUGCUUUUGUUGUUGGUAUACCAUGACAUGAUGAACGAUAGAUGCGCUCUAAACAAGUUGGAAUGCGACGUGGAGCAAGAGCUUGCAAACCUGACUGGUUGCUAUGUGAUGGAGAGUGACGGCAGUGUUUAUCUGAGCAGUGGGCUUGAUGCCUAUCUAUCAUUGAGACGUUUGUCUGUCAGCUGUGAAAUAUUCGAUCGGCCAGCGUCCACCUCUACCUCCUGUGCGUCUAGCGUCACGUUCUCAGAUGAUGAGUCCCCGAUGUUCUGCCGCACACAGAAAAUCACAUUUAUGGAAAUGCAAACGGUGGCUUCUCCCUCUGUCAGCAAUUCUCCUCUGCAAGAUAUCAUGAACACACCCAAAUUUCAGUUGAGGAAGAUGCAACGACAGAUGAUCAAGGAGAGAGACUACAGAGAUGCGUUAGAGAGGGAGCUGGCUAGCAAGAUGUCACUUGUUACACAGAAAGAAUCCCAAAUUAAUCAGUUGCAGUAUCGUCUGGAUAAGUUGAAAGAAGCGCAAGAUAACAGCGAGCAGGUUGCUAGGGAACAGAUCGAUGACGUUGAGAUCAAGAACAACACGUUGCAAAUGCGUUUUACUGAGAUGCUAAAACAAAAUAAAGACUUCAAGACUAACUCCUCACUUAUGGAGCGCAAAGUGGACGAGUUGACGGAGGAAAAUGGCGUGCUCUCCUCUCAGAUGAGAGCGCUGUGUUCGGAGUUGACCAUCUUUAAGUCUGAAGUUGACAGGCUGACAGAAACCCAAGAAUCUGCUCAGGAGGAGUGGAGAGAAAAAACCGGACACCUACAGUCUGAACUCAACCAAGCAACCGCUCAAAAGGAACUCCUGACUGAACAAAUUCAGAUUCUCCAGGGAAAGAUUUCCUGUUUAGAGGAAGAGAUAAGCAAGGCCUCUGAGGCAGAAGUAGGAGAGAAUAUGGGGCCUGUAAUGGAGAGAGAAAUGUUGGAGAGUGAAAUCAACAGUUUGAAGAAUGACCUGGAGAGCACAAUCGGUUCCCUGGAGAAGGCGGAGGUGGAGAUUCAGUCUAAAACGCAGCAGCUGACAAAGUAUCAACAGGCAAUUACUCAACAGAAAGAACUUCUGGUGCAACAAAAGUCCCAUACGGAGGAAGUUAUUCAAGCCAAGGAUGAAAUUUUGGACAAUUUGCAAAAGGAGAUCACGAAGCAGAGAGCAAUCCUUCAGCAACAGAUCCAGGAUCUCAAGAUUCAACUUGAGCAGGUUGAGCUGCAGAAAACUGAACAGGCAGUCAGGCUACAACAGCAUGUUGCUGCUUGUGAACAAGAAAUUGAAAAACUAAAGGAAAUUAAAAAAGAGAAGGAAGACCUCCUUAACCAGACUGCAGAACGGGUAAACGAUCUUGAGACAAAGUUAUCUGCUGUCACGUCUCUUCUGGCUGAUAAAGACCAACAAAUUGACAGUCUCAGAGAAGAAGUUGAUGUUCUUACAGAUGAAAACCAAAAAACCAAAGAUGAAAUUCAAGCCAAAGAGGAAAUGGUUGCUCAAUUACUUCUGGAGAAAUCUAAUCAGCAAGAGAUGCUUGGGAAUAAAAUCCAGGGUUUAACAGGCCAAGUGGAAGACCUUAGCAUGUCUCUCAAACAAGCUGAACAGGAAAUUCAACUUAAACAUGAUCUUCUGGCUAAAACCCAACAAGAGAAUAUUGAACAAAGGGAGGCUCUCCAACAACAGAUUAUAAUCCGUGAGGAGGAGGCUCGGAAGCUGAAUGCAGAGAUACUGGUAAAGAAUGAGCAGCUGGAUAUCCUGAAGAAUGACAGCUCCAGACAAUCUGAUUUACUGCAGGAGGAGAUCAGAGAUCUAAAAGGGCAAGUAGAAAGUCUGAAGGACUCUCUGACAAAGGCUGAGGAGCAUGUUCAGUCUCAACAGGAGAUUCUUAAGAAGCAGGAGCAGGAAAACGUUCAUCAAAAAGACCUCCUGCAGCAACAACUGUCUGCUUCUGAAGAGAGGCUAAUUGGCAUGAAGGAGGAGAUCCAGACUAAAGAGGAACAGAUUACUUUGUUGAAAAAUCAGUGUUCAGAGCAGUCAGAACUACUGCAGCAAGAGAUCCAAGGUUUGCAGAAAGAGGUGGAGUGUCUUAGUUCCUCACUUAGGAUUGCUGAGGAGAAUUUGCAAUCCAAAGAAAAUGUGUUUUCCAACGAGCAACUACAGAGUACUCAGCAUAUUGAGACGCUCCAGGCGGACAUGGCAGUAUCUCAAGAUGAAGUGAGGAGACUAAAUGCAGAAAUUCAUGCUAAGGAGGAGCAGCUAAGUCUGCAGAAGAAAGAGAGCUCUACACAUUCUGAAACGCUACAGCAGGAGAUCUUGGAUCUGAAUAAACAAAUCAAAAGUAUGAGCGAUUCUCUACAAAUUGUCCAGGAUCAGGCUCGAGCCAAAGAAGAUUCAAUGGCCAAGCAGGAGCAGGAGAGCACUGUGCAGAUCGAGGCUCUUAAAAAUGACAGCGCGGCCCUCGAGGAGCAGGUUAAACUGCUGAGGGAAGAGAUCCAAACUAAAGAGGGACAGGUAAACUUGUUAAAGACGGAUAACUGCAAGCAAUCAGAAGAGCUGCAGAAUGAGAUUCAAAGUCUCACAGACCAGGUCCAAAGUUUGAGUGAAUCCCUGAAGACUGCAACAGAGCAAGUUCAGGCUAAAGAAGAUUUCUUGACCAAGAAAGAAUUGGAGAUCUCUCAGGAAAAAAACAAAUUCCAAAAUGUAAUAGAAGCAUCUGAAGAGGAGAUGAAGGGACUUAGGGAGCAGAUCCAGGCUAAAGAAGAACAGCUCCUCACACUGAAAAAAGAGGGCUCUGUACAGUCGGACAUGCAACAGGAAGAGACCCAAUGUCUGAAAAACCAACUAGAUGGCUUGCGUAUCUCUCUCACAAAAGCAGAGGAGAUGAUUCAGACUCAACAAGCUAAACUUACCAAGCAGGAGCAGGAGAGCACUGUGCAGGUCGAGGUUUUUAGAAAGGACAGUGCUGCACUUGAGGAGCAGGUUAAGCUGCUGAAGGAAGAGAUCCAAACUAAAGAGGGACAGGUUAACUUGUUAAAGACAGAGAGCUGCAAACAAUCAGAAGAGCUGCAGAAUGAGAUUCAAAGUCUCAGAGACCAGGUCCAAAGUUUGAGUGAAUCCCUGAAGACUGCAACAGAGCAAGAUCAGGCUAAAGAAGACCUCUUGGCUAAAAUUGAACUUGAGAUUUCUCAGGAAAAAAAUGCUUUCCAAAACUUAAAAGCAACCUCUGAAGAGGAGAUGAAGGGGCUUAGGGAGCAGAUCCAGGCUAAAGUGGAACAGCUCCUCACACUGAAAAAAGAGGGCUCUGUACAGUCUGACAUGCAACAGCAAGAGAUCCAAUGUCUGAAAAACCAACUGCAUGAAAUGGGUGUCUCUCUCACAAAAACAGAGGAGCAGGUUCAGACUCAGCUAGAGCUUCUACAGCAGCAGCUGGCAGCUUCUGAGGCAGAGGUGAGGAAGAUGAAAGAAGAGAUCCAAGCUAAAGAGGAGCAGAUUAUACUCCUGAAAACUGACAACUCGGAGCAAUCUGAUUUGCUACACCAAGAGAUCCAAAGUUUAAAGAAACAGAUGGAGUCUCUUGAGUCCUCUCUGAGGAAGGCUGAGGAGGAUGUUCAGUCCAAAGAAGAUCUGUUGGCUCAGCAACAGCUGGAGAAUAUUCAACGGGAAGAGACAAUCCAGAGCCUACAGGAGCAAGUACAACAAAACAAGAUUCUGCAGGAACAGAUUGACUUGUGUGAAGAAGAGAUUCAAAAGGUAAAGGACUCUUAUAGUGAGAAGGAAAGUCUCCUCCUGAAGGCUGAAGGCAAGCUUGAAAUUCUCCAGACAGAGUUGUCUGCUGUCAACAUCCUCAUAGCUGAAAAAGAUCAAAACCUCACUUCUCUCAGAGAGGAGGUUGCUGCAAAAGCUAACCUGGUCCAAAAAGCAAAAGAGGAGGCUCAAACCAAAGAGGAGAUGCUGGCAAAGACACAGGAGGAGAGCGCUCAACAGACAGAUGUUCUUCAACAGGACAUCCAGGAUCUGAAAGGGCAGGUGGAAAGCAUUUCUCUCAAACUUGAGACUAAAGAACAGCAGUUACUUGAAACUCAGCAGGGGUCCGCUCAGCAGAUAGAUCUCCUCCACGAGCAGCUCUUCUCAGUGAAUGCAGACCUGAACCAUCACAGAGAGACACAAGCUGCAGCCAUCAGACAGAGCAAAACUGAACAGGAGAUUCAGGUUGUCACUCUGAGAGAAAAGGAGAAUCUCGUCAGAGAAAAAGAGUUACUCAUGGCCAGAAUACUCCAGACAGAAAUGGAUCAGAAAGCUCUGGAAGAAAAAGUUGAAGCCAUGGUCUUUGAGAAGGAGAGACUUGUCAAAAACCAGGAGGUCUUGGAAAGAGAGAACAAAGCCUCUUGUAAAAUGGAAUCUCUGCUUCAGCAGGAGCUUGAAUUAUUUAAAACGGAGAAAAAGAGACUCUUAAAAGAGAAGGAAAAAGCUGAAGAAAGCGGGACGCUAAAGAAGGACCUUCAAGAGCAGCUCUUGGCUAAAUCUGAAGCUGCACAACACUACAAGGCACAGAUGGAGAAGGCGGCGAGUUGUUACAAUGACAAGAAGAAGCUUCUCCAGCAGAGCCAAGGAGAGGUGGAUGGACUCAAGCACUCUUUGGAGGAGAGAGAGCGUGAAGUGAGGGCAAUUACAGUGGAAAACAAGUGUCUUCAAAUGGAUCUGGAAGAGACCAAAGGCAGGGAGAAGACACUUUUGAAAACUCUGGCCAGUUUGGAGGCACAGUUGGCCUUAGCUGACCGUAACCUGCGUGCACAGAACAAGAUUCAUGGUUAUGAAGGACGUGCGUCAGAGUCUCUCUACUUGGAUGUUCCCAACAAACACUCAAGCGUUCACACUAGAGCUCAGGUGAAGAAAUCCAUGAGCUGUGACAGUCUGGAUCAGAGCUCUCUGGAAGACUCUCUGAACAGCACAAGGAAACUUUCAGCACCUGAUGAAUCAAGCACGCCGCUUGUUCGCAGUUCAGAGCGCCUGGCAGCGAAGCGCCGCGGUCUACAUGCUGAGUCUUUGGAAACCCUGUACUUCACCCCUAUUAACACCAGACAGGUUAACAGGUACGUCUCACAGAUGACCGGUACAGAGCACAACAUGGAACUGGAUUCAGCAUUUAAAAACCCAUCUUCAUCUGUCAAACGACGUAGGACCACGCAGGUUAUAAACAUCACCCUGACUAAGAAAACUCCAGGCAGCGGUGAAGGCGACGAGACUUUCUACAGCACGUCCUCUCGCUCCCAGCCGAAUCUCGCUUCACGACCGGUAUCUAUGGAGCUUUUUGACACGCCUGGCAGAAUGACCGAUGCUGGCGGCAACCAGCUCAUGGGUCUACCAGGCUAUCGGCGGAGCACCAUCCAUUCACACACUGCUAGUACAUUCUGCGUGGGGGCAGAGAACGAGCCAGAAGGUGCACCUGAUGACUGGAUGAGGAUUGCUGAGCUCCAGGCAAGGAACAAAGCCUGCCUUCCUCAUCUAAAGAGCAGCUACCCUGUGGAGUCUGAGUAUUGCCGCAACAGUGCAUUCAUUUACUCAGACGAAGAGCUUCGUAACGGUAACCCGUCUGAUACGAUCCGUCGGGCGUCUGCAUUGCCAGGCCAGCUGCAAGACUCUCUCGCCUCUCACCGCCACUCCUUCAUGCCGGGGCAGACGGGUGCCGCUGCCAGUACUCGUGCUCACCGCAUGUCCUUGAUGCCAGGCCAGCUGCCGUCCAAAACUGUCAGCCUCUCUCAGCUGAGAAGCCCGACAGGCAUAAAGCGGUCUGCAUCCACAUUGUCUGUACAUCAAACUUCGCCUGAGAAAAAGGUGAAGGCCAGCUGCUUCCCCCGUCCCCUCACUCCCAAAAACAAGAACGUGAACCCUGUAUCUUCCAAUUAUCAACUUCGCCCUGCCCUCAGCCCAGCUGACCGGAGGCAGUCUAUGAUGUUCAGUAUUGAGAACACCCCUAAAAACAACUACCUAAAGAAAGGUCUGAACAAACUACGCAGCUCCACCCGGAAAUCCCCAGGCACAAAAUCAAGGAAGUCACCCACUCAGUCAGCGCGCAAGGAAAAUGUGCCCUCGGGAAAAUCCCGCACUGGAGUGGGACGAGAGGGCAAAGUUGGUAGCUUUAAGUCACCCCAGGUUUCACUGAAAGCACAGAAGAAGUCUCCUCAAGCCACUAGCAGGUCCGCAAAGCCUCAAGGACUGACGGCUAGCGCUCGCAAGAUGAUGGGCAGGAUGAAGGUGUGAAGUCUGGCUCCCAAAUUGUUCUGAUUCCAGUUCAACCUUAUCCAACUUUUUUUCUUCUUUUUUUCCAACACAAUUCAUUUUUAUUGUUGUUCCUCAGGACAAUUUUUGUCUUAAUCAUCUUUUUUGUUCUUUUCUUAA
Scomber scombrus (Atlantic mackerel) is the source of this 6705-nucleotide messenger RNA. RefSeq names its product nuclear mitotic apparatus protein 1 (gene numa1). The transcript is spliced from 24 exons. Gene Ontology annotation, molecular function: microtubule binding. Gene Ontology annotation, biological process: establishment of mitotic spindle orientation. NCBI's taxonomy places the organism in Eukaryota, Metazoa, Chordata, Actinopteri, Scombriformes, Scombridae. Gene Ontology annotation, cellular component: spindle microtubule; spindle pole; centrosome. The record is from RefSeq and is a predicted model, not a curated record. The coding region runs from base 1 to 6567 and encodes 2188 amino acids.